AGACUUCCUUGACGUGUUGUUAUCAAUCCACGUUGAAGUCGAAAUUCGUCUGUCAACGAUAAAUAAGAUUGUAGUUCUGGUUUACUGGAUUCAUUCCUGCAAUUGAAAAUGAUGUAAAUAUCUUGCUGUAAUCUUUGUAUAAGACUUUUGAGAUAAUCAUGAUUCCACCCCCUUCUUCCCAUGUACCACCUGGUGGUACUCAAAUGUAUGAUUCUCAAAACGCAAACAAGCUUGCUUACCAGAUGCAAGAUAUGAAACUGGGCCCACCUCCUCCAAAUUCUCCAAUGAGUAGGCCACCACCCAGCAAUCCCCAGAUGAUACCAGGAACUCCAUCACCUCAGCACAGACCAAUCAUGCCAACAACUGUAACUUAUAGUACUCAACAACCACGAGCCACAUAUCCAUACGUAAAUAAUAAUCCACCAGGAAUGCCCACUUCUCCAAUAAUUAAUAACCAGUAUCUUCCAGGUCAUUCAAAUCUACCACCUACAACCCCACAACCAGGACAAAAGGUUAGCCAGAAUCAAAUUACAAGCCCUCUGCACCCCCCUAGUAAUUCUUUGUAUAGCAAUGGCAUCACUAAUGGUCAUGAAGAUAAUAAACCUCCACAAAAUAUUCAGUCACCUCAUCUUGGUCCUCAACAGCCAAAUUUCAAUACUCAACAACCUCCAUCUAUGCCCCUUCAAGGUCAAAUGCCUUAUCAGCAUCCUCCACAAAAUCUACAAACUGGACCCCCUAAUUCACCAUAUCCUCCCCAACAAUUUUCUAGCCCUAACUCUGUUCUAAGCCAACCUCCACAACCUGGCUUUCAGCAGCCUCCUCCUCCUCCUGGCAGUUUUCCUCCUCCCAUGGGUUCUAUACCUGGCUCUUUACCACCAGGUUCUCCUCCAUUUUCUAAUAUGCCUCCUAACCAAGGACCUCCUGGAAGUCCACCAUGGCCAUCAGCUCAGUAUCAAGGCUCAGGUCCUCAAAGUCCUGGUAGCUAUCCUUAUGGAUCAUCACCUCCAGGGCCUCAGACUCAACAACCUAGAAAACUGGAUCUAGACCAGAUGCCAAGCACAGUACAGUUUCGUGAUGAAGAUAAGAAACUUAGAAGUGGUUAUUUUACAACCGAUGUUAAAGGACAGUUGCCUCCACUAGUUACAACUGAUUUUAUUGUGCAAGACAGAGGCAUUUGUAAUCCUCGUUUUAUUAGGUCAUCAUUGUAUUGUCUUCCUAACAACCCAGAUGUUUUGAAACAGACUGCUCUUCCUUUUUCAGUCACUAUUAGUCCUUUAGCUAGUCUUCGUGAAGGAGAGCAAGAACCUCCUACAUGCCACUUCAGACAAGAAGGUCCUCUUAGAUGCAAAAGAUGUAAAGCAUAUAUCUGCCCCUUUAUGACUUUCAUAGAUGGUGGUCGUAGUUUCCAAUGUGCUUUUUGUAAAGUGGUUACAGAAGUACCUCAAGAUUAUUUUUGCUUUCUGGAUGGAAUGGGAGAAAGAACUGACAAAUAUCAUCGUCCUGAGCUUUGCCUUGGUUCUUAUGAAUAUAUAGCUACAAAAGAGUAUUGCAGGAAUGAUGAAAUGCCAAAUCCUCCAGCAUAUAUUUUUAUGAUCGAAGUUUCCAGUGCUACAUUUCGUAAUGGGUUGGUUCCAUUACUUUGUGAAAAUAUGAAACAUGUAUUGCGCUCCUUGAAAAAUGAUGAGAAAAAUGACACCUCAAAAUUGAGAGUGGGAUUUGUCACUUACAACAAUGUUUUACAUUUCUAUAACAUGAAGAAAAAUCUCUCUCAACCACACAUAAUGGUGUUGUCUGAUGUUCAUAAUGCUUUUGUCCCGUUAUUGGAGGGAUUCCUUGUUACUCUUGAAGAAGCAGAAGGUCUUGUUGAUAGUUUAAUGGACCAUAUACCUCGCAUAUUUAUGAAUGAACCAGCUACUGAAAUAAUCUUGGGCCCUGUUAUACAAGUUGGACUGGAAGCUUUAAAGAAUGCCAAUUGCUCUGGAAAGCUUUUAAUAUUCCAUGCUACAAUUCCCAAUGCUGAUGCUCCUGGAAAGUUACCUCAUAGAGAAGGUCAAAAGUUGCUAGGGACGGACAAACAAAAGAUUGCCUUAUCUCCACAAACUGAUUUCUACAGCAAGCUGGCUCAAGAAUGUGUUGCUGCUGGAUGUGCUGUAGAUCUUUUUCUUUUCCCUAAUGCUUAUGUGGAUAUAGCUAGCAUGAGUCCUUUGUGCAGGCAUACUGGUGGCCAAAUUUAUAAGUACACAUAUUUCCAGUCUCAUGUUGAUGGGGAUAGGUUUCUUCAAGAUCUAGAAAGGAACAUCACAACACCUGCUGCAUUCGAUGCUGUUCUAAGAGUACGAACUAGUGCUGGUAUUAGUCCUGUAUUUUACUAUGGAAACUUCUACAUGUCCAAUGCCACGGAUAUUGAACUAAGUGCAAUAGACUGUUUUAAAGCUAUUACUGUUGAGUUUGCCUAUGAUGAUAAAUUACCUGAAGGCGAGACUGUUUUCGUCCAGGCUGCAUUACUAUACACCACCCGCACAGGGGACAGACGUAUUAGAGUUCACAAUAUAGCCUUCCCUACAUCUGUUGGUAUGCCUGACAUAUACAAGUCUUGUGAGAUGGACACAACUGUCAACUUUUUGGCAAAACAAGCUUUGAAGCAGUUAUUAGAUCACAGCCCUCAACAAAUUAAAAACAAUUUAAUUAGUCGAAGUGUAAAGAUUUUGGCUUGCUAUCGAAAGAAUUGUUCUACGAGCACCGGAUCUGGACAACUGAUACUGCCAGAAACAUUAAAGCUUUUGCCUCUCUAUGUGAAUUGUUUGCUGAAGAGUGAUGCUAUAUCUGGAGGUCCUGAUAUAUCACUAGAUGAUCGAAGUUUUGCAAUGCUCAUUGUCAACAGUAUGGAUGUACAAAGCACUGCCACAUAUUUUUAUCCUACUCUUUUCCCAUUGCAUGAUGUUGAUCCUGAUUUUGUUGGAAUCCCGAAUCCAAUACGAUGCUCAAUAGAAAAAUUAAGUGACAAUGGAGCCUAUCUUUUAGAAAAUGGCAUCUAUAUGUUUUUAUGGAUUGGGCAAGCAAUCAACCCAGACUGGCUGCAAAAUGUGCUUGGUGUGCAGAGUACUAAUCAAGUCGAUAAACAGAAGACUUCUCUACCAGAGCUUAAUAAUCCUUUGUCUGAAAAGAUUCGCCAAAUCAUUGAAGAAAUUGAAAAUGGACGCCAGAGGUUUAUGAGAUUGAGCAUCAUGGUUCAAGGAGAUAAGCUUGAGAUUGUGUUUAGACAUUUUCUUGUGGAAGAUCGAGGUGGUGAUGGAAGUCCAUCAUAUGUGGAUUUCUUGUGUCAUUUACAUAGAGAGAUAUCGAAAAAUAAUUAAAAAUAGGUUUUAGCACUCAAUGUUUUAAUGUGAAAAUAUAUGUUUCACAUGUGAGAGAGAAUGUAAUUUAAAUUUUGAUGUGAAAAUUUUGCUUUUUUUCUAUGAAAUUGUAAAAAAUUAAUGAGUUAUUUCUUAUUGGACUGAAAGAUUGAAAUAAAUAAUUUGGAAUGACUGAACUAAGCAUUUGAGUUUAAACUGACACGCAAAUUAUUGCUCAUAGAAAUGUUUUCGACUUUUUGAAAGAUAUUUGUGGAACGUAUGCAUUUAUAUACCAUAUGAUGAUUCAGAUUGUUAUAAAUUUAAACACAUUAUUUUAUAUUGUUUUUUGUAUAUUUUUAAUUGAUAAUUUUUCCAGGAUAUAUAUUAUAUACUGAAACAACAAUUUUCAACAGGAUUCUUUUUUUUAAUUGAAAAAAUAUUUUCUUUUGAUGUUUGCUUAUGCUAUUUCAAUGUAUUGUUUUUCUAUUAUGCUUCAAUGAGUUUCGUCUUUUAAAGUUUUUAAAGAUUACAUUACAAAGAUUGCCAAAGCAAACAUUAUAAUAUAUAUAUUUUAGAAAAAGCAUUUAUCUAUUGACAAUACUGUUAAUUCUUCCUUCUUUGUGAGGUAUUACUUACUUUAAUUUAUAAAAUAUAUUAUUGAGAAUAUUAAAUGUUAAAGGGGUUUUUUCCCUUUCAAUUUCUGACAUUUGGUUAUUAAAUAAUGCAAUAUAUUCUUAUAAUUUUAAAAGUUCAGUACCAUUCAAAAUAGUUUGUUUUUGGAAGUUUGAAUUGAUUCAUUAUAAGGUUGAUGAAAUCAUUAUAAUAAACAUAGUUGUUGUUGUUGUUUUUUUAAAUUACGUUUGCUAUAUGAAAGUUGACUUACAGUAUAAUAAGAAAAAUGCUGCUUCUACCCACCACCUUACUCUCCAGACCUUUCGAAUAUUUGAUAUUUAAUCCUUUCAAGUUUAAUAGGUCAUAUAUGUGCGUCUGUACAUAUUUCCUUAAAAUCCAUCUUGGAAAGAUUGAUAACUUUUUAAAAUUUUCUUUUAGUGAAGUAAUAUUACUUUCUUUAUUGACAUAAUAAAUAAAUAUUAUUUUGGGAAUAAUUAUUUAUUUAAUAUUCUUUUUAAUUAUUAAGGAAUUAAAAAUGGUAAAUUAGAAUUAUUUCAACUGACAAUUUCCAAAUGUUCUACAUUCAGUUAUGAUUUCACUGAAUAAAUGCUUAAAGAGAUGGAUAAUACUCAUGUAAUAGUGCACAUCUUUUGAAUCAUUAAUUUUUUUCUCACUGCCCAAAAGAUUUUUCCACUUCUCAAUAUUAUGUGAAUGUUAAUCUGUAUGUACUGUGAUUUUAAUUAUAAAACAAUGGUUGCUUUUUAUAGAAAUGUAUUUCAUGGUGAAUUAUAAAAAGUUGAAAAUUUUUAUUUCAUAAUUAAAUACAGUUAUGAAAUUGAGAUUUAUGCAGUAAAGUCUUUUUUGUUAUUAUUAACAAACUCUUUGUUAAUAUGAAUUUUAUGAUUCAAUUAUAAUUUAUUUCUUCAGUUAAGUAAAGUAAUAAUUGUAUCUGGCAUUAUAAUGCCAUGCAAAUGUUUCUAAUUGAAAGUUCACAUUAGUCUGAGAAUAAAGCUAAUGUACAUGUAUAUUUGCAACAUUUUUAAGUAUUCACAUAAAAGCCCGUUGUUGGAUAUGUAAUAUUAUUUUGAGAUAUAUUUAAUGUUCUUAUCUAUCUAUUUAUUAUUAAAUUGUUCAAAAAUUAAAGUUUUUAUAUUGUUAUUUCAUAAAUUUCAAAUUAUAGUUCCUUUUGUUUCAUAAUAUAUAAUUUGUAAAUAUUCUUAUUAAGCAUAUAUGUAUAUAAUAUAAUGUAUUAAAAUUGUUUUGUUGAGCAGUUUUAAAACCUAGCAAAGAAAUUUUAUUUUUGAAUUAAAUUAUUGAAAUGAAAGAGUUCAAUCUAUUAUUAUUAAAAUGCAAAUAUGUGAGAAGCACCAUUUAAUAUAUUCCAUUUAAAUUAUGUUUUUGUAUUCUGGAACUUUUUUUUUUUACUACUUUUCUUGGUGUUUGUGGUCUCUGCCAAUUUUCUUAC
Molecule: messenger RNA, 5409 nt
Organism: Argiope bruennichi
Lineage: Eukaryota; Metazoa; Arthropoda; Arachnida; Araneae; Araneidae
Product: protein transport protein Sec24D-like
Exons: 21
Coding region: 159-3353 (1064 amino acids)
Biological process (GO): intracellular protein transport; COPII-coated vesicle cargo loading; endoplasmic reticulum to Golgi vesicle-mediated transport
Cellular component (GO): COPII vesicle coat; endoplasmic reticulum exit site
Molecular function (GO): SNARE binding; zinc ion binding
Source: RefSeq, a predicted model, not a curated record